Messenger RNA from Zingiber officinale, 2744 nucleotides. RefSeq names its product G-type lectin S-receptor-like serine/threonine-protein kinase At4g27290. Gene Ontology annotation, molecular function: protein serine/threonine kinase activity; ATP binding. The record is from RefSeq and is a predicted model, not a curated record. The transcript is spliced from 7 exons. The coding region runs from base 36 to 2519 and encodes 827 amino acids. Gene Ontology annotation, biological process: protein phosphorylation; recognition of pollen. NCBI's taxonomy places the organism in Eukaryota, Viridiplantae, Streptophyta, Magnoliopsida, Zingiberales, Zingiberaceae.
CCACUGUGUAGCAUCUCCCUCGGACAUCGAUCCCGAUGAAGAGCGCCAUUAUUGCUUGCUUCCUUUACUUCCUACUCUCUACUGCGUUUACUUCCCCCUCCAACGCCGGCGACGCGUUAACGCCACGACGGCCCAUAUCCGACGACGGAAGCACCUUGACCUCAGACGGCGGCAGAUUUCAGUUGGGCUUCUUUAGCCCCGUGGCCGGUUCCCCCAACCGCUACAUCGGCAUUUGGUACAACAUCUCUGUCCGCACCGUCGUAUGGGUUGCCAACCGCCGCAGUCCGGUGACAGGCCGCUCCGGGCGCCUCUCCAUGUCGGAAAACGGAACGCUCCUUCUCACCGACGGAAGAAGUUCCACCAUCUACUGGUCCUCGAGUUCGCUGGCUUUGCAGGAACCCGAAGCGCGAGUCCUGGAGAACGGCAACUUUGUCGUCAUGGAGAACGGAAGCAACCCCAGCAGCUCAGCGGCAUGGAAGAGCUUCGACCACCCUACCGACACGCUCCUCCCAGGGAUGAAGCUUGGGUGGAACCUCAGCACCGGACUGAACCGCAACCUCACGUCGUGGGCGACCUCCGGCGAUCCGUCUCCAGGAGAUUACGUGGCGGGCAUCGACGUGGCCGGCGUACCCCAGCUGUUGGUGUGGUCCGGGACUCGGCAAAUCUGGCGCGGCGGCUCGUGGAACGGCAUCGGCUUCAGCGGCAUCCCGGUGAUGAGGCAGGACAACACCCUAACUCAGAACAACGCCCUAACUCUGCAUUAUGAGUUCGCAUCAAACGCUGACGAGGCCGUCUACUGGUUCUACCUGGAAAACUCCACCUCCUUGUUGAGGUUGGUCCUCAACGGAAGCGGCCUCCUCGAGCGAUUCCUCUGGUACGACUUCGGAAAACGCUGGAUGCCCCUCGGCGCCGCGCCCGACACCAGCAGGAACCCGUGCGACGAACGAGUGUCCUCCUGCGGUGCCAACGGCGUCUGCGGCCCCCGUGCGUCGACCUGCACUUGCCUCCAGGGGUUUCGCCUCAAUAGUCGGCGAACCUGGGGCGACGGGUGCGAGAGAGAGCUCCCGACGGCCGGCUGCCGGAGCAGGAACGACACCUUUGUCACGGUGAACAACACCAAGUUGCCGGACACGUCAAAGGCGACGGUGAACCGGAGCACGGCGAGUCUGGACAUGUGCAGGGACUGGUGCUUGAGGAACUGCUCCUGCACUGCUUAUGCUGCUUCCAACCUCAGCGGCAAUGGCAGUGGGUGCCUGAUCUGGACGUCGGACCUCUACGAUCUCACGCUGUACGACAACGAAGAUCCAGGACAGGAUCUCUACGUUCGACAAGUAGAAUCAAGAGCUUUGAACAAAGGAUUAUCGGCCAAUUCUCUCCUCCGGAGAGCAUCAGUAUUGAUCAUUGUUUCAGUAGUUCUUGUGGCUUUUCUCCUUUCACUUUUGUCGUGCUGGAUUUGGAGAAGGAAGAAGAGAAGUCUGUAUUGUGAUGAGGAAGAGACUGAAGGAAAGGACUUGGAUUUGCCGUUAUUUGAUUUGAACACGAUUGCUGAAGCGACUAACAACUUCUCGGAGAACAAUAAGCUUGGCCAAGGGGGAUUUGGGCCUGUAUAUAAGGGGAGACUGGUUGAAGGACAAGAAAUAGCUGUGAAAAGGCUAUCCAAGACAUCAUCGCAAGGCGUCGACGAGUUUAAGAAUGAGGUCAUGCUGAUUGCUAAGUUGCAACAUCGAAAUCUCGUUCGACUUCUUGGUUGUUGCAUUCAAGGAGGAGAAAGGAUCUUGGUCUAUGAGUACAUGCCCAAUGGAAGCUUGGAUGCUUUUCUAUUUGAUGGCGCUAAAAGCACAUUGUUGGAUUGGAAAAUGCGUCAAGAUAUUAUACUUGGGAUUGCACGAGGACUUCUUUACCUUCAUCAAGAUUCUAGACUUAGAAUCAUUCACAGAGACUUGAAAGCUAGUAAUGUUCUUCUUGAUAAAGAAAUGACGCCCAAAAUAUCAGAUUUUGGCAUGGCAAGGAUUUUUGGAGAGGAUAUAGAAGGAAAUACGAGGAGAGUUGUUGGAACAUAUGGAUACAUGUCACCUGAAUAUGCAAUGCAUGGAAUCUUCUCAGUGAAGUUGGAUGUAUUUAGUUUUGGAGUUUUGUUACUUGAGAUCAUAACUGGUAGGAAGAAUCGAGGAGUAUAUCACUCUACCCUGUACUUAAAUCUUCUCGGCCAUAUAUGGAGUUUAUGGAAAGAAGGUAAAGUUAUGGAAUUAGUUAAUGAAUCUAUUGAUCACUCACUGUCGGCAGCUGAGAUCCUUCGUUGCAUAAAAAUUGGUCUUUUAUGUGUUCAAGAGCGACCAAGAGACAGACCAACCAUGUAUUCAGUAUUGAAAAUGUUGGACAAUGACAAUGCUCUUGAAAUAGAACCUAGUCAACCUGGAUUCGUCGACUUCAGAGGCCCCCUUCAUCAAACUAAUUUGUCAAUAAGAAAACAAGAUUUGUCACGAAACUAUGUUUCUGUGACAAUGCCACAAGGUCGAUAGUGUGAAAUGCAUUUUGGUAGUAUGAAACUUAAAUGCUUUAGACUCCAUGUCUAGUAUUUGUGAAUUUUGUCAAUAAACUAUGUUCCUAUUUCUAAAUAGUGAGCAGCCUUAGACUCUUAUGUUCUCUUUUACUGUCUUAUAUAUGUGGUUCUGAACAUCUCUGAAAUGCUUACAAUUGCAUUUUGGGAGACACUUGCUAAUUAAAAGAGCUCUCGAUUGAUAGAA